GAUCAACCUAUCCGCGCAUCCCCCACGCGCCAUCCUUUCUAGCCGUUCACUUUCCUGACAAGAUCCCCUUGGAUGCGCCACUUUUCCGCUGGUGCCUGAGGAUUCGGGCUGCUCCCGUUUGGGAGGGUGCAAAAUAACUGGUGUGUGAGCCGGGGGACGGGAAUGGCACCCGUCACUGGACAUCGACUGCACCGUGAGAAAGCGAAUGGGCAGAAUAUUAUCAUUAUCAUUAUUAUUAUAGCCAAUGGGCAGAACCAAGCAGAUCGAAGGUUUGAAAUAACGCGCGAGACAAAACGAAUUAAAUGUCAGUUUAUUUAAAAGGCCUGGAAAGGCUGCAGGCCACGCACGUAGGUGACAGAACAGAGGACACCCAACGGAGCGCUGCAAAAGCAGUUGCCUGCCUUUAAUUCUUCAGAAUUAAAUCUCUCUCUUUUCAAGCCAAGGGCUACAUUCUCUCCUCAUGGCUGAUCUUCCAGGGUUCAUAGAAUAAUAGAAUUGUAGAGUUGGAAGGGACCACGGGGGUCAUCUAGUCCAACCCCCUGCAAUGCAGGGGUCUUUUGCCCAGCGUGGGGCUCGAAUCCACAACUCUGAGAUUAAGAGUCUUCUGCGCUAUUGACAGAGCCACACAUUGCAUGGAGCAUACGUUGAGGGCAUAUGUUAGAGGUGGAUGUGGCUACUGCUAGCUCAUGCACACUCAUUCUCACUUGUACACCCUACGCAUUUGUACUUGUCUGUUUUGCUGUCUAAUGCACACCCAUUCGCUUGAGGUAUGGAGGAGGGGGUGAUCUUUAGUGAACUUGCAGCUAGGUAGGGAAGGGGCUAACAAAGAUUGGCACCAAUAGAAGGUGGUUUCAAGGCUAAUUGCUGCAGGGUGGUGGUGGUUGCAGUACACAGGGAGGGGAGAGUUAACCCCUUCCUUCGCCAGCUGUGAUCCCCGCUCCAUAUGUGUAUUAUGAGGUUCUGGCUACAAACUGGGCAGAGAGGAGAUAGGUAGAAAAGGGUAUACUGUACCCUGAAUACAGGCACUCUGUGAAAGCAAAGUCUACCCUGCUGUCUCCUAAUUGUGAGCUUCUACUGGAAGGUGCUGUUUUUCUUACAGGGACCCAGCUCUUCUUCCAUCUUCCUGUGAUGGAAAGCUCUGGUUGCUCUGAGCCUUCCGUGGAGUCCAAAUACGGCAGUGCCACUUCUUUGCCUAUUGGGCAUUAGCCCUUGAAGGAUGAUUGGGUGGCAAGGCUUCUGGGGCAUGCCCUGCAUGCCUUCUCCUUCUUGUUUCAGAGUCCUCUGCUUCAUCACCUGGGGAAAAUGUGGACGCUUGGACCCUGGCAACCGAUCUCCCUGACAGUUAGGCUUGCAAACAACCCUGCAUUGGGUUUCAAGAAUGAUUGCACUCUCUCUGUGUGUGGAUUUUUUAUGCUUGAAAACAUCCUCCUCUUGACUCCAUUGUGAAGUUUUUUCAAGCCUAGUUGCUGUGAAUUGAAGGGAUGAGAAAGGGAGAGGAAGCCUCAUGGACUGGCAGUUCCCCAGACAUUUGAAGAGGCUCAACAUUUAACCCAGAAUAAAAGGAAGAAAUGACGUUCAGAAAAGUAAACAUUUUCAUUUUGGUGCUGGCUGUUGUUAUAUUUUUGCUAGUGCUGCAUCACAACAUACUGGGUCUCAGUGAUCUAUUGAAAAGGGAAUUAUCAGAUUCAAGUCCAUUAGGCCUCCAACCGAUAGAUUUUAUACCCGAGGCACCUCAAAGGUUGACAGAGGACUGGAACGACAAGGAGAUUCCUGUGGUCAUCACAGCAUCUGAUGAUAGGCUUGGUGGGGUAAUUGCAGCUGUGAACAGUAUUCGGCAGAACACCAAGUCCAAUGUGGCCUUCCAUAUUGUCACAUUGAAUGACACAGUGGACCAUCUGAGAUCAUGGCUUAGUAAAACUAGUCUGAAAAAUGUGAAAUACCAAAUACUGGAUUUUGACCCUCGUAUGCUGGAUGGAAAAGUGCAGGUUAAGUCUGAAAUGCCAGACUCAAUUAAACCUCUAACCUUUGCAAGAUUCUAUCUGCCUAAUUGGGUCCCUAAUGCAGAAAAGGCCAUUUACUUGGAUGAUGAUGUGGUUGUUCAAGAUGAUAUCUUUGAACUUUACAACACUCCACUGCAACAGGGUCACGCAGCUGCAUUCUCAGAUGACUGCGACUCUACCUCAAAUAAGUUUGCAGUUCGUGGAGCAGGAAACCAGUACAAUUACAUUGGAUUUCUCGAUUAUAAAAAAGAAGCAGUUCGGAAGCUGUCCAUGAAAGCAAGUACCUGCUCUUUCAAUCCGGGUGUCUUUGUUGCAAAUCUAACCGAAUGGAAACGACAGAACAUCACUCAGCAACUGGAGAAAUGGAUGGCGCUUAAUGUUGUAGAGGAAAUAUACAGCCGGACUCUUGCAGGCAGUAUCACUACACCCCCUCUGCUCAUUGCAUUUUACAAGAGACAUUCAAACCUUGAUCCUAUGUGGAAUGUGCGCCAUCUUGGUUCGAGUGCUGGCAAAAGAUACUCUCCACAGUUUGUGAAAGCUGCCAAACUACUCCAUUGGAACGGACACUUCAAACCAUGGGGAAGGACCGCAUCCUACGCAGAUGUUUGGGAAAAAUGGUACAUUCCUGACCCUAGUGGCAAAUUCAACUUGAUUCGGAGGCACACCGACACUUACGAGGCAAAAUAAGACGGAAGUGACACACCCCACAUUCUUCUCAGGAACCAGACAAGACCAUAAGAGUGAAGUUGGUAAUGCUACGUCCAUUCAGAUUGUUUUAAAAUGGAGACGCAUUUAAGUACUGUACGUGAAAUGCAUGCUUAAAGAGGAGGAAGCCUCUUUAAGCCCAGGAACCUCCACGAAACUAGCAUUUUCAACCAGAUGGGAUAUUAAAGAAUGACCUUCUAGGGAUAAAAUGUUUCAGUAGACGCUGCAUCCAAGACUUUAUCACAGCUGUGUUGCACUUUAUCUCGUGUUGCACAGCAACUUGAUGUACUAAAAGGCUGCUACCACUUUUUACUGUUACUUAACCUGUGAAUAUAAGCUUUUUGGUGGAUCCCUCCUAUUGCUUGAAGAUCCAUUCAGAUUCUGACAGCUAAUUUUAAGUUCGAUGGUGGAUUUUUUUUAUUUAAAAAAAUCUGCAUUCCAAAAACUAUUUUUAUAGUAAAGUUUCUUUUAAUAAACUACCCAUCAACAGUAAAGCAGCCCUUAUUUCUUAAAAAAAUGAGGAAAUUUGUGAAUUCAUUUAUAUUCGGAUUUAUGAAUUGUGUGCAGGCAACUGAAAUGUGAAUGGUAACUUGUGCUUCACAAUAUAUCAUUCCCUCCAAUAAUUGUGCUUGAGUUCCUAUCAAUUUGGAAGCAAAAUCCCACCCUGCAAAAGUUAGUGGUUGUGUGUUCAGUGAGCUCCUCACGUAUGCUGAUUUAUAAACACCUGUAAAUCUAAAGGGGGGGGGAGAAUGCCCACUGUCACCAAGCUAAGAAUCUGUGAGUUUCCAGGACUUGAGGUUGAUUGAUAGUGAGCCAACAGAUACAAAAAAUCUUAACACAUGAACCCAUAUUAAAUACUAAACGAUAGGAACUAACUAACUUUAGCAGGCGAGAACAGUUUUUGGAAAUUCAUUAUCUGGGUAAUUCCCACAUCUACUCCCAGAACAAAUUUAGGGGAAAUUUAGGAGAACGUUCUAUGGUGUGAUGAGAAAUCCUUGCACCUGAUGGGACAUUUACAUCAGGGGUAAACAAACGUUUCCAGCAAGGGGCCAGUCCACUGUCCCUCAGACCUUGUGGGGGGCCGGACUAUAUUUUGAAGAAAAAAAAAUGAACGAAUUCCUAUGCCCCACAAAUAACCCAGAGAUGCAUUUUAAAUAAAAGGACACAUUCUACUCAUGUAAAAACAUGCUGAUUCCCGGACCGCCUGCAGGCUGGAUUGAGAAGGCGAUUGGGCCAGAUCCGGCCCCCGGGCCUUAGUUUGGUGACCCCUGAUUUACACCAACACUACGAGUGCAACCCAAUGCGUUUUUAAAAUUAGUAAAUCCUAGGACCACCACAUUUUGGAAAGCACAGUGGUACCUCCGGUUGCGGACGGGAUCCAUUCCAGAGCUCCGGUUGAAUCCAGAGGUUUCCGCAACCAGAGGGACUGCUUCUGUGCACACACGCAUGGCGGUAGAGCGCUUCUGCGCAUGCUGCAAAAACCCGGAAAUAUACUUCCGGGUUUGCCGCUUACGCGUCCCAAAGUUAACAUAAGCAGAGGUACAACUGUACAGAUUAACUUCUGUCUGUAUGUGCACAUUCUAAGCUUGGAAGCCCAUGAGCUUGGUGGUGCUGAGCCCGAGAACAAAUUAUCAUCAUUCCUCUGCCAUUGGUUCAGUAGUAUGUGGAAAUACAAGCUGUGGCAAGAUAGCUUCCUGCUUCGCUGGAAUGAAAAACAAAAAACCAUGGAGGUUUAUGGACAGCAUUAAUAAUUGUAUAAUGCCUUCCUGGUAGAGACAGGUCGGAUCCCUUGCUGCUUUUGUAUAUAAUUGAAGUACCACACAUUUCAGUUAAAAGUAUAUUAAACAGUGAAGUUUUCUCUG
This is a messenger RNA of Zootoca vivipara (common lizard), 4567 nucleotides long. It is a transcript of the gene GLT8D1, whose product is annotated as glycosyltransferase 8 domain containing 1. Gene Ontology annotation, cellular component: Golgi apparatus. Gene Ontology annotation, molecular function: glycosyltransferase activity. NCBI's taxonomy places the organism in Eukaryota, Metazoa, Chordata, Lepidosauria, Squamata, Lacertidae. The record is from RefSeq and is a predicted model, not a curated record.